CGUGAUAUCAUCUGCUCUAUUUCUCAGAUAAAAUUCGAUAUAUUAUGUGGGUCGGACGAGAUUUGCGAUACCCACUUCAAUCUGAAUCUCUCGAGCCCUUCUACAAAUUUGCUUUUAAGCGGAGAAAGAAAAUACAUUUACAUUGAUGCCAAAGUUGAAAACGUUAAUGAACAUGCAUACAACGCAAAAGCUCAUAUACAUUUCCCAUCCUGGCUUGAGUACGUGACAGUAAAGAAAUAUAACGGUAUCAAUAACGUAACGUGUUCCAUUGAGAGUAACCAACACAAACUAACAUGUUUCCUCGGAUAUCCAAUGAGAGAGAAGAGCACCAUCUCGUUCCUGCUCACAUUCAUAGCCAAUUGGAUGCCAAUACCAAAAGAUCUUGAGGUGAAUAUGUUAGUCACAACCGACAGUGUUGUUCCAAAGGAAUAUUUAAAUAAAACAGUCGCUCUCACAAUUCCUGUGAAGAAGAAAUCCGUGGUGAAGCUUUUUGGAAUAUCUGAACCUGAACUUUACAUCCACAAGAGUAGCAGUAAGGAUGAAUCUAUGAUUAGUCACGCAUUUGUCUUACAAAAUACUGGUCCAAGUGAAACACAAAACCUUGUAUUUGAAACAUUUGUUCCACAUCUGAUCAUACGAAAUAUGACCAUUAUGACUCUCGAUUCAGUGAAGUAUGAUGGAAUGCAUGACCAAAAUAGCAGUGUUGUGUGUACAUCAACUAAAAGCAAUUAUUCUGAGGACGAUAUACAGAAGAUUAAAAAAGAUAUAAUGACAGCUGUAACUUAUGAUUGCAGUUGGAUGAACUGUAUCAACGUCACUUGCAAUUUCAAAGAAUUAAAGACAAAGCGCUCAAAGAAAAUUCAAAUUAACAUUGCAAUAGAAAACAGAUACCUUGAUGUUCUAAAGGGAGAAAUGCUUAAUAUCUACAUAAAUACAACAGGAAAAUUGAAACAAGAAGCUAAACAUUAUAUUAUCAAGGUGCCAGAUGUUGAGAAAACAGUAAGUUUCAUUCAGUCUGACAAUUCUGAUUGUUGCAUGAAAACUUAAUUAUAUAAUUAUGUU
This is a messenger RNA of Octopus sinensis (East Asian common octopus), 1062 nucleotides long. RefSeq lists its product as uncharacterized. Gene Ontology annotation, molecular function: integrin binding. The record is from RefSeq and is a predicted model, not a curated record. The transcript is spliced from 6 exons. Gene Ontology annotation, cellular component: integrin complex; external side of plasma membrane. Lineage: Eukaryota; Metazoa; Mollusca; Cephalopoda; Octopoda; Octopodidae. Gene Ontology annotation, biological process: integrin-mediated signaling pathway; cell-matrix adhesion; cell-cell adhesion. The coding region runs from base 313 to 1047 and encodes 244 amino acids.